UUGCCGAAUCCCUUUGCUGACGGAAACGCCCUCAUCGUAGGCUUCAUGUUGUUCCGGCAGCAUCAUCAACGGGAGGUGGCAAAGGCACACAAGGGCCUUUCCAACCCUGACAUCUCCAAGAUCAUCGGAGCCAUGUGGAGAGACGCAUCGGACGAUGUGCGUGAGAAAUGGACGCUACGGGCUGAAGAGGAGAAGGAAAGCCACGGGGCCAAAUAUCCAGGCUAUCGGUAUAAGCCGAACCGCAGAUCCAAG
This is a messenger RNA of Trichoderma citrinoviride, 252 nucleotides long. RefSeq lists its product as hypothetical. Gene Ontology annotation, biological process: cell differentiation; anatomical structure morphogenesis; negative regulation of transcription by RNA polymerase II. NCBI's taxonomy places the organism in Eukaryota, Fungi, Ascomycota, Sordariomycetes, Hypocreales, Hypocreaceae. Gene Ontology annotation, molecular function: DNA-binding transcription factor activity, RNA polymerase II-specific; RNA polymerase II cis-regulatory region sequence-specific DNA binding. The record is from RefSeq and is a predicted model, not a curated record. The transcript has a single exon. The annotation marks the transcript as partial.